AAUAGGGUUCUUGGUGGAAUAGUGCCAUGAACAGGGGACUGGAGGGCCGUGUGGCGAUCGUCACCGGGGCGUCCCGCGGCAUUGGGCGCGAGAUAGCGCUCACGCUCGCCUCCUACGGCGCCAGCAUCGUCAUCGGCUACCAGAAGAAUGUCGCGCAGGCCGAGGAGGUCGCCACCCAGAUCCAGUCCCUCCACGGCCAAGAUCGCGCGCUCAUCGUCCAGGUCGAGGUAAGCCGCGAGUCCGAUGUGAAAUUCCUCUUCGAUGCCGCCGAGAGCCACUUCAAGAAGAAGCCUCACAUCCUCGUCAACGCUGCCGGGGUUUUGCUCUCCACUUAUCCCAAGCUGGAAGAAACCUCUCCCGAGGAUUGGGACUGGGUGUUCUCGGUGAACACGAAGGGGUGUUUCAUGGCUUGCAAGGAGGCUGCCAAGCGCCUGGACGAUCGCGGCGGCGGAAGGAUCGUCAACAUCACGUCCACAGUGGUGGCGAAUUUGCCACUGGGCUACGGAGCUUAUGCCGCGAGCAAGGCUGCCGUGGAGACUUUCACCAAGAUCCUCGCCAAGGAAGUUGGGGCGAGGAAGAUCACUGCGAACUGUGUAGCUCCCGGGCCUGUUGCGACUGAGCUCUUCUUUGAGGGCAAGAGCGAGGAGAUGAUCCAGCGAUUCGUGGAUCAAACGCCACUCAAGAGGCUCGGGGAAGUCAAGGAUAUUGUGGAGAUGGUUGCGUUGAUCGUGAGCGAUGCUGGCGAGUGGCUUAAUGGCCAGGUGGUAAGGCUUAAUGGUGGCUUGGCUAUGUAAAGAAGCUUAUCACUAAGAAUAAGGUUUUCGUUCUAGCAA
This is a messenger RNA of Selaginella moellendorffii, 833 nucleotides long. Its product is annotated as NADPH-dependent aldehyde reductase-like protein, chloroplastic. The record is from RefSeq and is a predicted model, not a curated record. The transcript has a single exon. Bases 27 to 794 code for a protein of 255 amino acids. Gene Ontology annotation, molecular function: oxidoreductase activity. NCBI's taxonomy places the organism in Eukaryota, Viridiplantae, Streptophyta, Lycopodiopsida, Selaginellales, Selaginellaceae.